UGCAGUAAAGUAACCUUUUCGCAUGUAAACAAACUUCAUCUAAAAUUUUAUUCAUCUUCGAAUAUAGAUUAUUAAUGGAUUAAAAAUUACAAAGUAUGAAAAUAAAUGUGAUAUGAGUUCAAACGGCUUGAAAGUAUUAAAAAAAAGUAAUCCAUACCCGCAAGGGAUGCGAUGUCAGAAAUGUUUAGAGAUGGGACAUUGGAGUUAUGAAUGUAAGGGAAAAAGGAAGUAUUUACAUAGAUCUUCACGUACAUCACAAUUGAAGAAAGCUCUAAAGAAACAAGAAGAAUCUAAUGGUGAAGAACACAAGAAAGAAGUGAAGAAAAGUCGUCAACAGAAAAAAAUGAAAAAAGAAUCAAGUAGUUCCAGUGAUACAAAUUCCAGUGCUGAUAGCAGCAGUUCUAGUAGUAGUAAUGAUAGCAGUACUAGUAGCUCAUCUUCAGACAGUGAAUCAGACUCUAGUGAUAGUGUUUCUAGUAGUAGCAGUGGUAGUGGUAGUAGUAGUAGUAGUAGCAGUAGUAGUAGUAAUAGUAGUAGUAGCAGUAAUCGUUCACAUACUUUUCUAUUUUCAAAAAGAUAUCCUAUUUAA
Messenger RNA from Habropoda laboriosa, 589 nucleotides. RefSeq names its product zinc finger CCHC domain-containing protein 10-like. The record is from RefSeq and is a predicted model, not a curated record. The coding region runs from base 113 to 589 and encodes 158 amino acids. Lineage: Eukaryota; Metazoa; Arthropoda; Insecta; Hymenoptera; Apidae. The transcript is spliced from 3 exons. Gene Ontology annotation, molecular function: nucleic acid binding; zinc ion binding.